AUGUCUAUAUCUGCGUCAUCAAGUUACCCAGCCCAUACCCAGGGCUCCCCUACCCCUCUCCCGCCCGAGAAGGUUUUUCCGAUUCAAAUUGGAUCCGAGCUGUUCAGGCUCUCAGGCGCUUCUAUAGCAUCGGAUGCACCCUCCUACUUCUCUCAGUUUUUUGAAGAACAAUUGAGGCAAAAUGGAGAAAAUUCCACAGAUAUUAUAUUCGACCGCGAGACAAUUCGCACUUCGUUAAGCUUUUUGCGGAUGCUCAAUUUUAUAGUUGUAGGUUCUUCUGGGAAAUGGGCCCUCAUGUCUUCAAAUAACCUGACCGCAGUAUCAGUGCCGCGCCUUAUUUCGCAGCUCUUUGAGUGUGAAAUCUUUAUUCAAAUUGGGGAUCGACAUUUUCAGAUUCCUCGCGAUAUAUUUUCAAAUCCCGGUGAUUCUCCAAAUUUCUUCUCUUUAGGAUUUGCCGUAUUUUUUGCCACUCCGGGUGAGGUAUUUCCAGGAUUGGAACGCCAGGGCCUGCUUCGCCCACCCGCAAUCACGCCCCCUAUUGUAAGCAACCGUUCAGGCGAAGUAUUCGCAGAGCUUCUUCAUAUGCUUCGCGGAUACCCGAUUCAAAUACGAAACGAACAGCAUCGAGUCGAACUUUUGCGCGAUUGUCGAUAUUUCCACCUUCGCGGACUCGAACAGAAGCUGAUUCCGCACGAAAUAAGCUACAACCUUAAACACGACCGCUCAGAGAUUUUGAUUAGAUUGGAGGAUAUUCGCCCAUCUGGUAUUCAGUUAGCUUUCGAUGGUUCUUCCCCGAGUUUGUCCGGCGAUUCUGGCGGUUGGGUACAGUAUGCCCGACCGUUUGUGGAUGAUGAUCACUACGAACUCAUUGUCGAAAUUGGCGGGGAAAACACUCGGGUAGACUUGGAAUCGAAGCGGGCGGAGUUCUAUGGGACUACGAAGACCAGGGUAUCAAGCCUUUUGCAACUAAUUUCCAGUAAAACUACUAUUCCCCGAAAGACCUCUGAACAGUUGCAAAACGGAGGCAGUAUUAACAGUCCAUCGACUACCCCACGGGGCUCCCCGAUGUUUUCAGGGGGCGUUACGAUACUAAUCGAUCCGGAUGCAGAUAUUAUAGUGGAUGGUGAAAGAUGUGACUCACACGAUAGGCCCAUUACAGGCGGGACUGGUGCAUGCGGGCCAUAUGAUGAAUCACUUUGGGCCACAGAUUUUGAUGAGACCAAUUGCGGAACAUUUCCCAACCUUGGGGUACUUCCAAGCGACCCAGAUUUGACGCCGCAAUCAUUCCAACGAGAAAUCAAGACCGGGCAACCUAUAUUUCGUCCGGGAUCGGAGCGGGAACGUCCUCAGUCACCAAUUGGACAUCCACAACUAAGGCACGCCCAAUUUGGGCGUCCCUCCCGAAAGCGAAAACGAGGCGAAAGUGAGGGCGGCCGUCAUACCUGGAUUGUGCGUAAGGGACAGUGGAGGCUGUCACUCCAAGGGAGCAGUGAGGCCGGAGCGGGUGGGGUGGAGGUGGUGUUUGUCGCCGUGAAGCUGGAUGUGUACGCGCAGCAAAAGUCGCGCAACAGGCGGCGGGGAUUCCUGGACUCGACGGGCUCUUGA
Messenger RNA from Ophidiomyces ophidiicola, 1605 nucleotides. RefSeq lists its product as uncharacterized. Bases 1 to 1605 code for a protein of 534 amino acids. NCBI's taxonomy places the organism in Eukaryota, Fungi, Ascomycota, Eurotiomycetes, Onygenales, Onygenaceae. The transcript has 3 exons. The record is from RefSeq and is a predicted model, not a curated record.